Messenger RNA from Liolophura sinensis, 8001 nucleotides. Its product is annotated as inositol 1,4,5-trisphosphate receptor type 2-like. Gene Ontology annotation, molecular function: inositol 1,4,5-trisphosphate-gated calcium channel activity; inositol 1,4,5 trisphosphate binding. Gene Ontology annotation, cellular component: membrane; endoplasmic reticulum. Gene Ontology annotation, biological process: calcium ion transmembrane transport. Lineage: Eukaryota; Metazoa; Mollusca; Polyplacophora; Chitonida; Chitonidae. The record is from RefSeq and is a predicted model, not a curated record.
AUGGCGGACGAUGGAUUGUGUAUAGGAGACUCUAUCUGUCUGUAUUCUGAGGAGUUGUUUGGAUAUGUGUACGCUUUCCAGUCAAGCACGAUUCACGCGGAAGUAGCCGUGGCGCCCAGACAAGACAGGAUCAAACCAUAUGUACCCGACCCACAAGUGUUCACGUUUGAAGUCUGCGUAGCUAAUAGAUACAAGCUGAACAAGAAGUAUCGAAAACUAAAAUCCAAGGCGAAUAACUUCCCGGAUAAUAUCACAGCAAAGCACUAUGCUUCCCAGGCUAAGAUCGGCGCGGAUGCCGAGAAUGAAGACAACCUUACAGAACAGCGGCGACAACUCGGGAAGAAGGUUUUGUACGGCCAAAUCAUACAGCUUCGACAUGCCUUUUCGGGGAAAUAUGUUCAUGUCAGUACAACGCACACGUCGAAAACUGAGUCGAGCAAUAUGCAGGUUUCCCUUCACGAUCAUAACGCUAAACACGCCCAUUUCCGGAUUAUGCCACGAUACAAGGUCAAGGCUGAAGGCGAUAUUGUCCAAGUGGACGAUCAGAUUGUGUUGGAGAGCGUGAAGUCCGGGGGUCAGUAUCUACACGUGAGCAAGGUGCCUUUCAGUGCGGCUAAUGUCUACAGCUUCAGUCAUGAGCUCAACUUGUCCGUCAUCCAUUCCGGGUUUACAAUAUACAGACGGUAUAAAAAGUCCAAAGAACAUGUCAAUAUGCUCCGGGCAGGUGAGUUGGUGCGGUUUUUUCACAAAGAGAUUGAGGCGUACCUGGUGGCUGAGGGUCUGUUUGAUGAUCAGGUUACUGAAGACGUUCACCUGAGAUUACGUGCAGUGGAUCAGAGUAAUCCCAAGACGAUGUUUCCAUCCAGCUCGGCCAUCACGUACUGGCAGAUCGAGCUCCUCGAGGGACCCACGGCAGGUGGCGUCGUCCGAUGGGAGCAACAGUGCCGAAUCAAACACAUGACUACCCGUCAGUAUUUGACUGUGGAGAAGAACGGGUCCAUCGGGCUCACGCAAAAACAUCUUGACCCCAAAAACGUCUUCAAACUUCACCCAGUUAUAAAGGAAGCAGAGGAGAUUGGGUAUGAUACUUUCUGUAGAGUCGAGCACGUGCUCUCCGGGACGUGGCUUCACGCAUCUACAGAGGAAUACAAGAGAAAAGAGUUCGAAGGGACAGCAGAUGACGAUAAAUCUAUGGCUGGGCUAAAGUGGACGACAGCAGCGUUCAAAAAGGUGGUGGCAGUACCGGAGAAGCAAUACGACGAUGCCUUCACCUUACAGGUUGUGGACCCACAGGACGUUCAGAUUUUUAACUACAUGGCUGGGAUGGUGCCCUUUGUACAGAAACUCAUCGCAGAGAAACAAUCCGACAUGUUGCUGGACGCUAAACAGGCGUUUGAAUUCGUCAGUACCUUGAAAGAAAUGAAGAGCUUUAUGAUAGUGAACAGCGUUCCUGACAAGAAGAGACAGAAGCUAAUGAGGAAUUUGAGGAUCGUGGAGCUUUUAGUGAGGCUGUUGAAGAUUCCCUAUAGACACACCAAAGACCAACACCACCUGACAAAAGUAUUCGUAGAGGCGUAUGAUGUUUUGUACACCUACCUCAUGGGAAACAGUCGCAAAAACGAGCUAUACAUAGCUAAACACAUUCCCUUCUUCCAGACUCAAAUAGAAUAUGAGGGAGACAUCGGUCUUAAUGCCGCACACAUGACCAUGGAACUCAUCAAAGAUAACCGCAAAAUCGUGGACAGAAUCUCUAAAGAACAAAUCAACCAUUUUGUUGAACUGCUCAAGAAGAACAAGAAUUAUCGUUAUCUGGAUCUCCUCAGUGUACUCUGUGUGUGUGAUGGCGUCUCCAUUCCUGACAACCAAUCCUUUAUCACCAAAGUCUGGUUACAGGAAGGCAAGAACUGCGUGUUUUACACUGAGCUGGGCCAGGUCAUAAACAGAACAGAGAACGUGGUGUAUGUCUCAACGGACAAUUCUAGGACAUGGCAUCCACUACAUGAUUUUGCCAAGCGGACCAUGGAGAUAUCUAAUAGGGCGAAAUCUGCAAAAGGGCGGACCGUAAAUCCCGAGGAGCUGUCACUCAGGCAGCGCUCACGACUCGCUGAAAAGGCAGGCGGAGCAUGGAUAGAAAUCACUGUUAAAUCAGCAGCCAGUGAAGAUGAACAGUUUGAGUUUCUGGAGCACCAGCUGGACCUCUUCGGAAAACUCUGCUAUGGUCGUAACGAGAACUGCAUCCGGGUGAUUACGACGGAACUAAAGUACCUGAGUUGGGAGGAGGCCUUUAUUUGUCUGACCAAUCAGGAGCUACCUGAUCAGCUGCGGGCUAAAUACUGUGACCUUAUUAUAGCCCUUUUCGUGGACGUGGGAGAGAAUUUCUCGCUGCUGGACAUCAUCAACCUGACCUUUAUUUACGAUGACGUGGGCAAAGAUAAGAAAGACAACCGACCACUAACGGCAGUUGCGGGGAAAUCGGGGCCAACCAAAAGCCGUGUAACAACGAGAGCAUUCACCCAACUUCGUGAUUGGAUAACUGGAUUUCUAGACGCAAAUCACGACAUGACGGCAUCUCUGAUUGGUCAUAAUAUGUUGGUGGAACAGGUGUUACGACUGAUCAGUUAUCUGGUUAAAUACGGCUUCUAUGAUAAGAAGGAAGACAUCAGUAACCUGUUGGGACCUCUUCUGGAUUUACUCGAUGGCAGGAAUGACAAACCUUAUCCUCAUAUAAAAGGUGUGGACGCCAAAGAGGUUUUAAACCACUACAGAACCACGGACAGGUUCAAGCCUAGUCCGGAAACCAAGGCCAUCGUUGAUGCUAAAUUCAGAGCUAUGGAAGUGCUGGAUCUGUUUUUCAACUUCAGUUUCAACACCAGAUUAGAGGGUUUUGUUGCCGAAUUCAAACAACUCUACCACGAGGCCCAGAGACCGAACUCUUCUCCGCCAGAGUUAGCUCCCCUGCUCUACGACAGUUUUGACCUAGACGACCACUUCAGAGUUCUGCCCAGCGUAAGGCGAUCCAUUCAGGAGUUGUUUGAGUCAACUGCUAUUUUCAAGGGCUUCGAUUUGGCAGGAAUUUUGAAGGACCUGUCUAACUACGAGUAUGACUACAUGGUUACACAGUCGAUGAAGCUAUUAAGUCGCUACUACUCCUCACACGAAAGUCUCUUCCAUAGGGCAGUUCAAGCACAGGUGUUACUGACAGACGAAUCAAUGUCAGUUCUGUAUCAAGUCCGGAAAAUUAUGCCAACUUUGCGUCAUUUGUCGACGGCAAAAAUGAGUGAAGAGCAAACUUCCCGAAUGAUUCAAAUACUCACCGAGCUUGCUGACCUCUGUUGCCUUGACGACGACCCGGAAGAGCGUCAUCCAAUGAAUCAGACGAUUUUGUACAAUCAUGGUAUAAUUGAGGACAUCUUCCAGAUUCUGACACAGGAUGUUGACAUCAGGCUUCUUGACCAAUACCAAGGUCUACAAACUGUCUUCAAAAUGGCCUUUGACCUAUUGCGCGUGAUGGCGCGAGGCAAUCCUGUCGUGCAACGCCGUCUGUUUGACAGACUGGAUCUCAUUCUGGGCGUGAAGGGAGCGGAACCGGAAAUGGCCAAUGCCUUGAAGGAGGUGUUUACUGGUAACAAGAACUGUUGUAUGCGAAUUUUGCCGACACAAGUGCAGAAAAUCAUGACUUUAGCGGCCGACCAUCUGAGCAAGGCGCCACAGUUCCUGGAUCUCCUGAACGCUGUCGUGAAGGUUGAAGAACUGGAUCUUCCCCUGAAGAGGAACCAAGCGUAUGUGAUGAAGUACUUCAUGCAGUAUAGGUCCGAGGUGGCUUUCGUCAUUGAUCAACCAAGAGACAAAAGGUACGAGUCCAACGAGAUUUUGCUGACGGGCAAAGGGGACACCUUGACUUACCUGAUCGCCCUCGUGGAUAUGCUGGCGACUUGCGCUGAGGGAGAAAAUCGCUUUAUCGAGUCUAUCUGCCAAACGAUAUUCACAAUCGAGGAAUUAUUGGAGAUUUUGACGAACGAGUCCAUCAGCAAUAAUCUGAAGCGGCCAUUCUUACGGUUCCUGUUGUGGGUAUAUCUGAACACGGCAAGUGGGAUGAUCGAGAGUGGUGCUGGAGAUCUUCCUCACGACAGUAUGAUGUGGGAUUUACUGUCUGCUUUGCCCUUCGUUCUCAAGCAGCUGACAGAAUUCAGCACGACAAAUGAGGCGAUGGUAAAGCAGCUGUUGAAGAGCCCGCCAUCUAAAAGUGGCUCUGAUGAGAAAUCUGAAGCUCACAGACAUCACGGCAGUCUUCAUUACAUCUUCGAGGCGUGUUUGCCGUUUUUGCAGGUGUUUUUCCGUUCCUACUACCAGCCGGACGGCUCCAAGUCAGAGGAGGCGGACAAAGUAGAUAUUCUUGCCAGAUCAUUGGUGGAUUUCUCCAGUGCUCUGGGUCCCCUCAUCAGUAACCCCACCCACAUGAAGGUCAUGGUGUCCUCUGUCAGCUCUGUGAUGUCUGCCUCCACUCUACCUGUACAGGUAAUGGAAGAUUUCCAGGAGAAGUAUGGAACAGCUAGUCAACAGCAACAGAUUAAAAGUGAUGCCAGGAAGAAAUAUGAGGAGAGUUUUUCUGGAGAAGAAGAGAUCAACGACAGUCUAAAUGUGUUCGCUGUGAACUUUAGCAUUGCAUACGGAGGGGAAAAUACGGUUAAGGCACAGAUAGGAUUCCACAGUAACGAAGAGUACACAGAAAUAGGAGGAGAUGAGGACUUGCCCCUGGGGCCAGAGUUUCAGGAGUACAUCGCCUGUUUCAUCAACCAUAAGGCCUCAGAUUUGAAAGAACAGUACAAGAUGGCAGGGAAACUGAUACAGCAGUUAUCAAUUUCCCACAGCAGAACAAACAUGUCAGAGAAAGAGAAGGUUGAGCAGGAGGAGCUGGACAUCAAGUGCCUGAAACUGUUACGAGGUAUCGUCCAUAACGAAGUGGUAAAGCUUCCCAGAGACUGGGAAAACAACGCCAAAGGAUGUCACAAACAAAUCCAAAAAAUUCUGAACGUCGUGACUGCUCUGAACGACCACGGCGCAAUGUUGGAGAUUCUGCCUCAUUUGGCCAAGCAAAGCGAUGACCUCGUCAGAGAAGCUCUGGCCUUCAUGGUCGCCAUCUUGUUUGGAGGACAUGAGGGAGUGCAGCAAAGUCUACUCGACUAUUUCCUUGGAACACGAGAAGAAACUUUUUUCUUUGCCAUCAAAAACAGAAUGCAGCUUUCUGCAAUGGCGGCAAAGGAAAGGCGUUUGUUGAUGGCCCAACACCAGGCUAAAGUCGAGGAGGCCAUUGCACAAGCGAAGGCCCUAAAGAGAGCCAUGCUGCAUGGCCACGUGGCCACCCAGCAUAUCCUGGGCCAAUCAGCCCUAGGGUCGGCUUUACUGGGGGCCCAGGGCUCUAAACUAGCUUUACAAGAGGGUAUUAGGAAGUCAAAUACGCGGAAAAUGAAAGCCAAAAUGGGGAGUUCGGGAAAGUUUGGAAGCCGUCUGGGCGUUUCCAGGCCCAUCAUACCUUUCAAUCAUAGCCCAUUGGGCUCCAUCGUUCCUGUGUCGCCCGCAAGUCAAGUCAUCAGCGAUGGUCCACCAAUCAACGGGUCUAUAGAAAUGAAACCGCUUGAGAAUAAGCCAUAUGUUGGAAACGUCGUGGCGUCCAAGCCGAGCCAGGUGGCGCCACUUCCAGGUGUGGAGAUCAGCGUCAAAGUGGACACGGAAUCCAUCGAGGAAGCUGAAGAUGCGGAGUUGGAGGAGCUGGCCCAGCUGUUGCUGUCACAAGAUACAGAGGACCUGGAGUACAGGGAUGACGGCUACAUCGAGCUGGUACUGAGGCUGCUGGGACAGAUGUGUGAUGGACAGAACCAACAAAUACAGGAUUAUAUACGAGAGCAACCAGAUAACAUCAAAAGUGUCAACUUGGUGGCAGAGACGUCCAAAUUUCUUAGCAUUGUGUACUCAAAUAUCAACAAGAAUUCAAUAGGACUUGUGACUCAACUUUUCAGCACACUGAAUGAGUUCACUUCAGGUAACUCCCGGAACCAGGCUAAUGUGUUUGACAACAAAGUCUGUGACUAUGUUAACCACGUGCUGAGAUCCACACAGUUUAAAGGCUGCACAGUCAGUGAGAUCUAUGGAUUGAAAAGCGCGAUCGGUUACCUGAUGAUGUCGUUGAUGGAAGAGAACAGAGCGAAGUUCACAGACAACGGUCCAAAAGUCUACAAUGUCGCCAAGGAAGUGAUGGAGAGUCUGGAUCGCGAGACGUUGUUCGGUGUUAUGACGUCAUGUUAUCAGGAAUCUCAGGCAAUUCUGGGUAAGACGGAAUCUGCCCUACACCGGAAACAGGAAGCGGAACUGGUAGGGUUCCUCUAUUAUCACAUACUGUGUCGAAUGGUGGACCUAGACGAGGACGGCAUCAUCAAAAAGUCAUCCUUUCUAAAGACGCCUGCAGACGAGGCAGUCUGGGAGUUUUAUAACGACAGCACCCUCUCCGUGGAGAUCCUCAAGGAUGAUGUGCUGCAGAAGGUUUACUUCCGGGUCAAAGACAAGAAUGUGCUACGGGAAGAGAUCAAGGAGAAGUUUAAAUACAGCGUGGAUAGGUCAUCACCCAGUGACAAGAUACGAGACUUCAUGGAAUGGGCACUGGAUAUUAUUAAAGACAUUAAGUACCAGGAGAAAAUUCACGCUAACAAACUGCUCCAGUUCUUCGUCAAGUUUGGUUGGUGGUUUAACUUCUUCAACCUGAUCAUCAGUUUAUUGAUUUGCCUGUUGGUGCUGAUUUCCUGGGAAGCGCCCACAGCCGCUGAUGGCAGUUACAUCAUAAACCAAACUGGUGCCACGGUGCCCACGUCAAGUUUCGAGGGAGUGGACGUCUUACGAUUCGUUUUCAGCGCCCUCCAUAACAUCCUGUCCGUAUGCGUAGUGGUCAGCUACUUCCUGUCAAAUCGCCCCUCAUUGCCCAGGGUCGUCAAGAAAUAUGUUAUCCGCGGUGUUCCAGAAGAUUACAACUCCCCGUGGAUGAAGCAGGAUGACGACCGAGAAUCCCACCUGGAGGUCAAACUACUCAGCUUCAGAACAGCGUACUACAUUACGUUCCUGGUAUUCUCCGCAUUGGGCACGGCUUUCUAUGGCUACUUCUUCGCGUUCCACUUGUUGCACAUUGCCUCAAUGAACCAGCUUCUGAGCAGAGUGAUUGGGGCUGUCACCAAAAACGGUUUGUCUCUAAUCAUGGUAGCCAUCUUGGGAUUGAUCUUUUUCUAUAUCUACGCCCUGAUCAGCUUCGCUUUCUACAGAGAGUUGUACAACACGGCUAGUGGGCGAUACUGUGGGCGGAUGUACGAGUGCUUCAUUACCAUUAUUCACCACGGCCUAGUGGAAAACACAUACAAUUACCUUAUCGAAGAGGUGUCAAACCAGCCGUUCGGCUACCAUCUGGUCCUGGCGAUUUACAAUGUCACAUUUUUCAUCCUGGUCACCACCAUUGGUCUCAACAUCAUCUUCGGUAUCAUCGUCGAUACCUUUUCAGAACUCAGAGAUUCUAAGUGGCAAGUCGACCACGACAUGACCAACGUGUGCUUCAUCUGCAGCAGGAGUAGUUAUGACUUCGAUCACCAUGCUGGGGGAUUUGAACAGCAUGUGAAGAGGGAACAUCAUCAGUGGUCUUAUCUGUUCUUCUUCAUGCACCUGGAUGAGACGAGACUAAACGACUACACCGCGAUACAGCUUCACAUCUACAGAAUGCUUGUCAAGAAAAACUACGACUUCUUCCCUCUUCACAGAGCUCUGAGUUUGCUGGACGAGGGAGAUGCCACGGACGCGAAGAUUGACUCGUUAAUGACACAAGUUAAUUACCUGGUGAACAAGAUGAAAGAAGAGGAUUCGAGGAAGGAGCGAGAAAGAGAAAGAAAGAAGCAGAUGGAAUGGAAGAAGACAUACCGCCAGCCAGAGGAAGACUCUUCUUGAACAUCACGUGACCGCUGACAAAGAAAAGUU